Molecule: messenger RNA, 856 nt
Organism: Cicer arietinum (chickpea)
Lineage: Eukaryota; Viridiplantae; Streptophyta; Magnoliopsida; Fabales; Fabaceae
Product: small nuclear ribonucleoprotein SmD3b-like
Biological process (GO): RNA processing; spliceosomal snRNP assembly
Cellular component (GO): spliceosomal complex
Molecular function (GO): RNA binding
Source: RefSeq, a predicted model, not a curated record
UUUGUUUUUAAAAAAGACAUCAAAGUGAUAAAAAAAUUUAUCUAUUAUUAGAGGAGGUGGAGUUGGAAUUUGAAGAGAGCAUCGCGUGAAUUAGGGUUUUAGCGUUUUUGAGAAAGAGAGAGAAGAAAAAGAAGAAGAAGAAGAAAAAGCGAAAAGAUGAGUAGAAGUUUGGGAAUUCCGGUGAAGCUACUCCACGAGGCCUCGGGUCACGUCGUUACGGUGGAGCUUAAAAGCGGCGAACUUUAUAGAGGUAACAUGAUCGAGUGCGAGGAUAACUGGAACUGUCAACUCGAAAGCAUCACUUACACUGCUAAGGAUGGAAAAACAUCACAACUUGAGCAUGUAUUUAUUCGAGGCAGCAAAGUCAGGUUUAUGGUCAUACCGGACAUGCUGAAGAACGCUCCUAUGUUUAAGCGUUUGGAUGCAAGAAUCAAGGGCAAGGGUGCAUCACUCGGUGUUGGUAGAGGCAGAGCAGUUGCAAUGCGAGCAAAGGCUCAGGCUGCUGGCCGUGGAGCUGCACCUGGGAGGGGUGUACCACCUGUGCGGAGGUGAUCACCAUUCAUAUAAUCUCUGUUUUCCCUGUGUGUUGGACGUGGUAUUUAGUUUUGUUGUAGAAGUUUGCGAUAGAAAGAAAUUUGAAUUUCAAUUGCAUAUCAAGGAUUUACAGACCACUCUUUUAUGGAUGGUACUGAAUGCGAAAUUUAUUCUCAUCGCCUCUAAUCUUUUGAUCUGGUAUUGUGUGCAUGGCUGGUAGAAUUGUCUAAUGUGGUGUGGCAAGUUAUUAUGAAUGUUAUAAACUAGUCUUAUAAGCCCUGAUUAUUUUGUAAUUAAAAGGAAAGUCACAAGAUGGACCAUC